This is a messenger RNA of Acanthocheilonema viteae, 1560 nucleotides long. Lineage: Eukaryota; Metazoa; Nematoda; Chromadorea; Rhabditida; Onchocercidae. The record is from the annotation of a GenBank genome assembly.
AUGUUCCCGUGCAACGAAUAUGAACGGAAAUUUUUGGCUCAGCAUAACCCCGGAACUUCACCACAAAAAACACAGGGACACUCGCCGCGUAUAACACCAACUAAAUAUCGCCCGGAUGGCGGUGAUCGUUAUAUACCUAUUCGACAAAGUAGUGCGGAGUGGGCAACAAGAUUCGCUGCAAUUGCAUCAUCGUCGCCGGACGCGCCUAAUCUGUUCAAGAGACCUAGUGUGGGAAUACAGGGAACAUCGAUCGGUGCAUCCAGUAACGGAAAUGUAGCAAAUGCACAAGCAGCUCCAGCUACGAGUGCUAUUGAUGAUUCUCGCAUGGAUUCUGCAGCUCACCGAGCUCUGCUGAGGAACGAACUUCUAAGCGAUAACAUUGACGAUAUUAGAGCAGAUCUUGAAGGGUUUGAUACGGGUCGGUUGCGUGAUAGUCCUAGUGGUGGUCUUUUCAAGUUCGGACAACGAACGCCAACGAAAUAUGGUGAUGCAUCAACAAGCCAUGCUGCGCGUUCCCUAUUUGGAGGACCACCAUUAAGCGAAGGGAGUCAGCGUCUUCUCAAAUCUCCCCGUAAACCACAACGUAAAGUACCUAAAAAUCCCUAUAAGGUCUUAGAUGCACCUGAGCUGCAAGAUGAUUUUUAUCUGGAUUUGGUGGAUUGGUCAUCGCAAAAUAUGCUUUCUGUUGGAUUACAUACUUGUGUAUAUCUCUGGAGUGCAUGUAAUAGUCAAGUUGUAAAGCUUUGCGAUCUUGCGACUGAUGGUGACAGCGUAACAUCUGUUCAGUGGGCUGAUAAAGGUGACUUAUUGGCUGUUGGCACAAAUAAAGGCAUCACACAGAUAUGGGAUGUUCAUGCGCAGAAAAGGCUUCGGGAACUCACUGGACAUUCAUCAAGAAUCGGCUGCUUAGCGUGGAACACCGAUCUCGUGUGUUCAGGCUCUAGAGAUCGCUUCAUUAUACAGAGAGAUAUCCGUCAACCAGCACAAUAUGCUGAACGAAGACUUAAUGCGCAUCGGCAAGAAGUCUGUGGAUUGAAGUGGUCUCCAGACAGACAAUAUUUGGCAUCAGGUGGCAAUGACAAUCAAGUUUUGGUGUGGAGUUUGAGAAGAAAUGAUCCUUGUCAGAUCUAUACGGAGCAUAAUGCAGCAGUGAAAGCUCUGGCGUGGUCUCCACAUCAUCAUGGUCUUCUUGUUUCUGGCGGUGGUACUGCCGACAGAUGUCUUCGUUUCUGGAACACAUUGACGGGCCAGUCGUUGCACUGCAUUGAUACUGGUAGUCAGGUAUGCAAUGUAGCGUGGUCGAAACACAGUUCAGAGCUGGUAUCAACACAUGGUUAUUCAUACAACCAAGUUAUUAUAUGGAAAUACCCAUCUUUGCAACCAGUUACGAAACUUACAGGGCAUCAGUACAGAGUGCUGUAUUUGGCAAUGUCUCCAGAUGGCGAAUCGAUUGUGACAGGUGCGGGUGAUGAAACUUUGCGUUUCUGGCAUGUAUUUAGCAAAGUUGGGCAACAAAAAGUUGUUCGUUCAAAGUUGAAUCUGCUCUCAAGUAUUCGUUAA